Filobasidium floriforme is the source of this 1994-nucleotide messenger RNA. RefSeq lists its product as uncharacterized. The coding region runs from base 247 to 1821 and encodes 524 amino acids. The record is from RefSeq and is a predicted model, not a curated record. The transcript has a single exon. Lineage: Eukaryota; Fungi; Basidiomycota; Tremellomycetes; Filobasidiales; Filobasidiaceae. Gene Ontology annotation, molecular function: protein binding.
AGCAAAUAGCAACGUCCGCCUCUCUCGGCCGAGUCUCGGGACAUCAAGCAAGGGAUCAUCGACUUUGAGUCCAUCGGGUCUCGAAUCAUCAAACGGGUUUCUCUUCCCUUUGUCUUCGCUGCUCCCAAAGGCACCCUUCUCCCUACCACAUCCAUCGGGUGGAGUCUCAGCGUUGGAUUACCCUCUCGAAGCUCACCAUACCCAACCGACCUCGCCCUUUAUACCGAACGAACAAACUCCAACAACAUGGUCACCUUGUCAGAUGCCGGGGUCUCUAACGACCGUGAUACAACGACAGUUCAAACAAAGGACCACUACCUCAUCAAGAGCACACAUCAACUCAAUCCAUCUCAACCAAGUACCGCCGGUAAUAGCAAUAACAACCCACCGCUCGUUGCACCGCGUCAUCUAAUGGACGUACCCGAAGGUGAGGUCGUGCAGCUGGACGACCCCCCUCGAACCCCCCUUUCCCCGACAACAACGGUCGACCACCCCCACCACCACCAAGAAGUCCCGUUCCCCAUCAAUCAUCCAGAUCACGGUAUCGAAAUCGUCGACAGUCCUGAUUCAAUCAAGGAUACCUUUCCUUCCCCCGGGCUCGCACCUCCUUACCCUACCGCAUCUUCGUCGACGGCACUCUAUCAGAAUCAUCCGUUUGGUAACCCAUCGAUUGUCCGACCAUCGACAUCACGACGCACCUCGAACGCUUCAUCGGUACAUCCUAGCGUGUACCACUCCCCGCGUAUCGCUCCACGGUCCCCAUCCGGUACUGGUUCGCCUGCAGGGUCUCGCCCACCUUCUCGAGCACCCAGUUUGGGAAGCCAUCAUGCGUUGAACGCUGGUCUAUCAGGUCGGGCCCGUUCCCUGUCCAAUCAGUCACAAUCGGGAUCCUCGACCUCUGGACCAAGAGGUGCCAACGUCUCGCGACGUUCCUCCGCAGCGGGAGGCGGGUGGCGGCAGUCGUUCUCUGGGGGACUUCGAGCUCGACCACCAUCGACUUUGAUCCCCGCUCCGGGACACGAGUCGGAGACCAUCCCGCCUUCUUCUGAUGGCAGCGAUAGUUUCCAACAGGACACCAUCAAAGGGUCGCUUCUACCGGCCGCUAGCUUAAGGGGACCAUCCCCGUCUCCUCGACCUCGGAGUCCUCAUGCCGUCAUCAUCAAAGACUUUGCCUACACGGCUCAGGACGAUCGUUUCGUUGGCGUCUACCCAUCUUCAGGUGGUUCCCAGCCUGCCAGCCGAGCGUCUUCCGAGGCGGGAGACCUGUUUUUCUCUUCAGGUCUACCGAGCGGUCUGGGUCGAUCAGGAUCAAAGGGUGGAUCGGGAAACCGGAGAAAGAGCUCGUUCGGAGGCUGGGGAGGGUUCUUUGGGGGUUGGAGGCGAGGUUCGGCUCAGGGAAGCGGGUUGGGUUUGGGCAAUCUGACCAAGGUGGAUACGGACGUCGAUCUCAGUAGCGACUUGACGCCCAGCUCGUCAUUUACCGAGGAAGGCAAGUCGCCGCUCAUCGGGAUCGCCCGGGAUGAGAAUGGAGAGCGGCAUCACCACGACGUCUGGGAAGACGAGGAUGUCUCGGGGGAUGGAGAGCUAGAGGGAGAAGAGGAUAUCGGUCCAGAACCCGUCGGGCGAUAUCGUGUAGCCUACGCAUUCGAAGGGCUGGGCGGACACGAGAUGAACGUCGAGGAAGGCGACAUGCUCGACGUCAAAGGUCGAGGGGGAGGUGUAGGAUGGGUCAUUGCUGUUCGGCUCAGGGCUGCACAUAGUUCGGAAGAGUUGAUGGAAGGACUCGUACCGGAGAGUUAUUUGGAGGUCGCAGACUCAUAAACGAGUCGUACACAUGUAUAUUAGCGCAUGUACCAGAUUGGCGCAUCAAGCGGGCAUACAUGCGCGCAUCGGCAUCCGAAAGCUUGUUACGGAGUGUAUUUUGUAUGCUACAGUCAAACUGGAGUCGUUUUGCUGGUUUGCUGUGACCCAUCUACGACCCCGAGAAGAUGUGC